Messenger RNA from Nilaparvata lugens (brown planthopper), 2103 nucleotides. RefSeq lists its product as uncharacterized. The transcript is spliced from 2 exons. NCBI's taxonomy places the organism in Eukaryota, Metazoa, Arthropoda, Insecta, Hemiptera, Delphacidae. The record is from RefSeq and is a predicted model, not a curated record. Bases 1230 to 2015 code for a protein of 261 amino acids.
AGUUUAUUUUCCAUUUACUCAACUAGCAAACUGACUUGAAAUACAUUCUUCUAAUCCAACAGUAGUUUUCUGUUUGUUGUCAGUUUUCUUCUCAUACAAAUUUAGCAAACUAAUGUUAUCAGUCUUUUUCAACUGAAUACUUCUAUCAUACAAAUAAAGUUCUUCUAAUGUGCUCCUAAAACUGAUUACCCCACACUAGGUGGAUGUCUUUGUUGUUCUUCACACUUAACUGCUAAUUAAAACACUGUCAUCCCUUUGCGCAAUCAGUCUUUUUUUCAACUGAAUACUUCUAUCAUACAAAUAAUGUUCUUCUAAUGUCCCCUAAAACUGAUUAGCCCACUCUAGGUGCAUGUCUUUGUUGUUCUUCACACUUAACUGCUAAUUAAAACUUUGCGCAACUGGAAUACUUAUCACACACACACACACACACUGCUAAUAGGUUAUGUCUUUAUCAUCAUCUUCUUCUUCUUCUUCUUCUUCUUCUUCUUCUUCUUCUUCUGCUUCACAACUUUUUUUAACAAAAUCGCAAUUUGGCGAUGAUUGAAUGUGUAAAUCCCUCAAUUGGUAUUUAUUGAUCGAUGUGUCUGCCCACAUACGACAACCACUGCAAAUAAGACCAAAUCCAUUCGAAUUUGAAAAAUCAAUACCAUAAUAAAAUCCCUCACUUGCUAACUGUUUGAAAUUUUUCGGCAAACAUUCCAUUUUCAUAAAUGAAUUUUCACGUUCGUAUUGUUCAUUGUAGUCUGGGUUUUUCUGAAAAGUUGACGUUGUACGAAUAUUACCAACAAGAUAAUUGUUUAUGAAGCCGCACUUCGGUGACCAUUUUUUAUGUUCAAAAAUAGCAUAAUCACUCACUUCCCAAUUUUCCAAAACUACAUUGCAAAAAACACAUUUUGUUCUAUCGAAAACUUUUAAAAAGUAGAAGCCGGCCUCUGCUAAAUGAUUCGGUUUUGGAUAUUGAUGCGGCCAAAUAGUUUUAUUACCUUUAAAAAAUGAGUCAAGCCUAUCGAUUUCUUUAAAGUAAUUUACCACUUUCUUCUCAUCACUAUCGUUGUUGUCACUGUUGAUGAUGUCACUGUUGUUGGAACAAUGAAUGCAACGCUUUCUUGCUCGCGGCAACAUUUUCAAACACCAACUGAAAAAAAAAUAGAAAAUAAUAUAUUUUUGCUAAACUUGAUUUUUUUCUACAGGACAUUUACACUAACGAGUUGUGGUCCGAGGACGGGGCAAUGGCUAUGCUGGAGGCUGAACUAUUGAGAAGCGACGCUGCACCUGCCGACGCCGGCCUGUUUGAUGAAGACAACUCAUUAAUGGAACUAUUGACCAGAGCUGAAAAGCAACUCAAGGAGCAAAACCUCUGGCAGCCACUUCAUCAAACGGAUCGACGUCAGCAACAGGUUUCCAGCCCCGAUCUCCCUCCCCCUUCAUCGCCGCAUUGCCAGCAGCUUGUAAUAUACACGUCGCCACCACCCGCCACCCGAGCUGCUGCGAUCCCCCCCGCCUUCACCGUCACAUCACACCAACAAGUCCGGAUACCCCCCGCCCCCACAACAAGAAUCCCCCCCGCCUUCACAUCACACCAACAAGGUUGUCCCCCCGCCGCCGCUGCCUCCACCGCUCAUCCUUAUAGUCGUCCACGCGCAAUCUUAGGAUCUAACUCUAUGCGGCAUGAAUUUGAUUUCGAUGGCCUGAUAAGAUUUUCAGAUCCAUCCCGACGUCGUACAAUUGCGUUAAAACAUUUAUCCGAUGCAUUUCAGUAUCCUGUUUUAGGUGCGCGUGUUGUGCGCUCCUACAACAAGGAUGCUGUUAUCAUUAGGGUAGCAAAUGUAGGACGUCGGGGCAACGAAGAUGCCGAAAUUGAAACAUUCAUGCCGCAUAGAUUUACUGCUAAGAUUACGCGUGCGAAUGUACAGUCAUUUAAUUCAGGUUGCCACAAUUUAAUAAUGCAAGUUGUUCACAGCGAAGGUCGUUCCUCUGAUAUAAGGCUGAAUCGACGGUCGCGACAGCGGCCGUAGAUUCAGCUGAUCAGAGGAACAUUUUUAAAUUAAUAAUAUUUAAAAUUUUAAUUUUUUUUUUUUUUUUUUUUUUUUUUUUUUAAAUUGU